AUGCAGAGAACGCACAGUUUAUUUUUUUCUACGGGAUACGUCACUGACAACAGUCCUCGUUUCAAACACUCAUAACAUUUCAUUUGUGGCGAGAUGGCGUCGAAUAACGGUCGUGUGUUACUGGCAAUAUAUGCCAUCGGAAUAACGCUCAGUUUCGGCGAAGAACUUUAUAAGAAACCGGAAAUUACGUUCUUGCACAUCGACUCUGAUGUCAAGUACCGGUUCGCUACGACGAAGGUGAGCAGUCGGCUGAAGAAUCCACGAAACCAGACUACGGAAGCGAUCAUUGACGUCACACUUCCGAAUGAGGCGUUCAUUACAAACCUUACACUCGAAAUCGAAGAGAGGAUCGUAGUGGGUGAGAUCAAAAAGAAGGAUGUCGCUAAGCAGGAGUAUGAACAGGCGAAGGCACAGGGACAAAGUGCAGGAUAUAUCGGCACAAAGAGCAGGGAGACGAACCGGUUCCAGCUGGCAGUGUCCGUGGCGGCGCACGGCAAGAUCUCCUUUAACCUCACUUAUCAGGAGCUGCUCAAGCGCAAGCACGGACACUACGAACACGUGGUGUACAUUGACCCGGGACAGGCCGUGGCGGAAAUGAAGGUGAGUGUGUCAAUCAUGGAGUCGAGGAACAUCACUAAACUGCGCAUACCGCCGCUAAGAAAUGACAUCGAAGCAAACAUUAUGGACUUGUCCACUAUCACUCGCAUCGCCAAACCCUCACCGAAAGAGGCGUUUGUCCAGUUUGCGCCUAGUGUAGACUUUCAGAAGAAUCAGACAGAGAGCGGUAUGGCGGGACAGUUUGUGCUGCAGUACGACGUGGAACGGUCAAUGGACAAAGCAGAUCUCUUGCUAGUGAACGGGUACUUUGUACAUUUCUUCGCACCCGAGGGCCUUCAGCCAAUCCCGAACGAUGUCCUCUUCAUUCUUGACGUCAGUGGCUCGAUGCGGGGAGCGAAAAUGACACAGCUGAAGGAGGCAAUGAAGUCAAUUCUAGGGCAGUUAAAUGGAAGUGACAGUUUCAACAUCGUCACUUUUAGUGACAAGUUCUACGCUUGGGAGACCAACAUGGUUGACAUUGCCGACGAGGACGUGAAAGAACGAGCGCUUGCAUAUGUCGACACCCUGCAACCGGAUGGAUGGACAGACAUUGAAAUGGCGCUGAGGAAAGGUAUUGAACUGCUAAAACCAAAUGACACCAGCGGGCGCGAGUCUAAAAAACCCGUCAUCAUGUUCCUAACUGACGGCGAAGCCACCGCAGGCGUUGUUGUUCAGGCGGAUAUCCUCGCAAGCAUUCAAAAGACCAACGAAGGCAACAUUCCAAUAUUUUGUCUUGCUUUUGGUGAAAGUGCUGACUACACUCUGACGAAGAAACUUGCCGCCCAGAACAACGGCAUUGGUCGCAAAAUUUAUGAGGCUUCGGACGCCGCCAUGCAGAUUGCUGGUUUCUACAACGAAAUCGCCGUCACCCUCUUAAGUAACGUAACAUUCCAGUACCUGGACGCGCCACCACAGACUCUUACGCAGACGCACUUUACGAACUACUUUAACGGAUCGGAACUGGUCGUCAGCGGUUUGUAUGAGGGAUCGAACACAAAUCAAGGACUGGCAACGCUGAGAAUGCGGGUCAGUGGAAACACUGCGAAUAAAAGAAACUCAGAUAUUGUCAUCGUGACUGAAAACAUCGUUGAGAAUACCGUCGAAAAAAUGACCCAUGUGGGGGUUUAUGAACAAAUAACGGAGAAGGUCUGGGCGUAUCUUACCAUAAAACAAUUGCUUCAAAAGGAAGUCGCAGCCAUCGAUGCAGAAAAAAGCGAUGCGUUGAAGAAACAGAUCGUCGGGAUGUCAAUGAAAUAUGGCUUCGUGACGCCGCACACCUCUAUGGUAGUCACUGAACUGAAGCGAAGAAGCGGCAUCGCGGAAUAUAGUGAAGACAAUGCCGAAGAUGACCUACAUGGGGGAAUGCAGCACAGUCAAUCCCGUCACAUGGCAAGUCCUUUGGCGAUGCCGUCCAUGAUGUUUGACUCAAUGGCGCGCACAUCACGCAUACAAGCGAACAAAGAUUUAGGUAUCAUGUCAUCGCCAAAUCAUAAGACCAAACCAGACAGUACCCGGACCAGACGUCCGAAAAUCACUCCUAGUCCUCAAACACCUAAAACCACAAAAGCCGCUAAGACGAAGAACACCGGGGGAAAGGGCAAAGGCAAAAAGUACCCUAAAUUGAUACUGUGGAAUCAAACGAUAAACAUAACGUUGUGCAAGGAUUUGGAUUCUAACCACAAAGAGCUUUUACUGUAUAUGGACACAGCAAAAGACCUUAACAUCACUGCCGUUUUGAAUGAGCGUAUAAUCGAAAAAGUGAUUCUGCAGUGCGGACAUGUGAAUGUUACCAUCGACAAAGAGUUUGUUGAACGCUCCGUAAAUGUCAGCGACCGAGCGGCUAUGUGGAAUAUCACAGGACCUCACAGGAUUAACGCAGCAUCGGAGAAACCCAAACAACUGCGAGUGGAUUUGGAUGCCUUUUCUAUGUCCAUAUCGCAAACAAUGUCCAUUAAAGUGUUCCGCUCCGGCAGGAAUGGACCGUUGAUGGAGUUGGGAGAAAUCGGUAAAAUUAUGUCGGGCUCGAUGAAGUUAGAAAUCCACCCAACCGACGACAAAGUAGGGACAUUCAUUACUAGCAGCGGGAAACACAAAGUGACCCUUGUUAAGACCGGCACAGAGGUAAAGUGGUGCUGGAAAGGGGACUUCUAGCUGUGAACUUUGAACCUUGAUCCCAGUGUGACCGCCGUUACCAACGGCCUAUAUAUAAAGAUGUUCAGUUGAACGUAUACUUACAAAGAUUUAUUGAGGCUUUGUUUAACUUGUUUGAUGUAAAAUGCAUUAAUAAUAUGGUAGAAAAUACAUAUACCAGUGUAUCUAGUAAA
Molecule: messenger RNA, 2921 nt
Organism: Dreissena polymorpha
Lineage: Eukaryota; Metazoa; Mollusca; Bivalvia; Myida; Dreissenidae
Product: inter-alpha-trypsin inhibitor heavy chain H4-like
Exons: 17
Coding region: 94-2748 (884 amino acids)
Source: RefSeq, a predicted model, not a curated record